Paramecium octaurelia is the source of this 1718-nucleotide messenger RNA. The record is from the annotation of a GenBank genome assembly. NCBI's taxonomy places the organism in Eukaryota, Ciliophora, Oligohymenophorea, Peniculida, Parameciidae.
AUGAAUUUUAUUUUUUACUUCUAUUUAUUACAAAAUGUGUUAAAUACUUAAAUUAAAAGGCCUUAAGUAUCUAUAUUGAAUGAAACUCUAAAACCAAGCACUUAUAACUUAGAUUCUUAAGAAGAGAUAGAAAUUCUAUAUGGAAAGUAAUUUAUCAAUUUAGUAAAACUUAGUAUUCUUGACAUGUUUUCAAUAAAUUUACAUAAAAGAAUAAGUGGGAAAGUUAAUAAUGUGAAUUUUAGUUUGGCGGAAUUUGAAAAAAUUGAUCCUUCAAAAAUUGAAGAUUGCCAAAUUAUUCAAAGAGAUGUUGAAAUAAGAAGGAAAUUAAAACUUUGGAUUGACAAAACAGGGAUCACAGAAGGAGUAUAUAUCACAGAUAUUGCAAUCUCUGAAUAAUAUAGCUAAGCUUUCAUAGUUAGGAAUGAUUUCAAAAUGUUUUAAGUGAAUUUUAAUUCAUCAUCAUAUGGAAUUUAUUUAAGAACUUUCGAUUAUUCUUUCUACAAUAUUUUGAAUCUUAAUGGGAUGGACUUGGAUGAUAUUCCUUAAUUAAUAAUUGAUGAUCAAUCGAAUAGAAUCUUCAUUUUCACUUAAAAUGGAGGUGUUAGUUUUCAAUUUGAUUUUGAAGCUCCGAAAGAAAUUUCAUUUCAUUUAGAAAAUUAAAUUUAAUAAAGGGAUAAAAUAUUUUGUGUUCAUUACAAUGAGAAACAUCGCUUAGUAUUUGUAGCAGCAGGUCAUUAAGGAGUUGAUGUUUAUAAGUUAGAAAAUGGAACCAUAAUGCUAAAGCCUAGUAUAAAUUCUUUAUUCUUAUAAUACGCCUAAAUAAUCGAUAUAAAAAGUGAUGGUGGAGAUCACUUAUAUAUCUUAGAUAGGGAAUAAGGAUUAAUAUUUUGUUUAAUAAUAGACGAGUUUGAAUAUGAAUAUCAAUUUCAAAUUAAUAUCCCUGAUGCUAAGAGUUUUGAUUUUAACAACAAUACUUUUUUUGUAGUUGCAAAAACAGGUAAUAAACAAGAUUAUGCUUUGGAGAUACUAGUCAAUAUAUAAACAAAAUAAUAUUACAUAAACAAUCAUUAUUUUGAUGAUAUGAUUAUAAAUGAAGUUAGUGUAUUAGAUUAUUAUGCUAUUCUAAUAGGAUAAAAUGAACAUAAAAUUGUAUAGCAUUCAAUAUACUCAGGUAACAUUUAAAUCCAAAUUAGGUUUCAUUAAAUAACAGUUUGUCCCUCAUAAAUCCUUUUACGAGCCCCAGUUAAUAAAAACAAAGAAAUUCAAAUCAAAUAUUUUAGAUUUUUCCAAUUUUUAAAGUGUAGCUGUUAUUGGAAGAUAGGAAUUUUAAAUCUUAAACUUAAUUAUAAGAGUUCCAAGUAUAAAAUGCCAAAAGAGUGAAAAAUAGCAGAGUUAGUUUCUUGUGGAUAUUAGUUCGACAAGAUGUAUACAGGAUCAAAUAGAAACAAGAACUUAGGAAUAGUUUACUUUGUGUAAGAUUUACCAUUCAUUUACAAUAGAAAAUUAAGUUGUAUGAAUCAUAAUUUAUCAUUAGUUAGGGUAGAGUAAAGGGAAGAAUGUUUUAAAUAUAAUAAUCUGUUGGUUUAUUGUAUUAAUUUUCUACUUGAGAUACUAUGAAAGGAGAAGACAAUUUACUGGUUUAAAAAUGGGUCAUAAUUUUAACUAGGUGGAUGGCUUGGAUUUAGAGAUGGUUGAAUAGACUCAGUUAAUAUCAUGAG